AUGCUCGAAAUAUUCAGAGACUCGCCUGUUGGCACCGUCCUUCGUCUCUUGACGAAGAAUCGCACCGCCCCAUACCCAGAGCAGCUCCCAACCUUCGAGCUACUAUCACACAUGCGGGCCAAAGAAGAGCAAAUACCUACGCCGGAUUCCAUCUCGACGAACGGCACCGCUGAUGCCACUGUCGUCGUAGACUGGUACAGCGCCGACGACCAGGACAAUCCCCACAACUGGAGUACCCUGAAGAAGACCUGGGUCAGCUUUCUCCUCUUGAUUUACAGCUUCUCCGCAUACAUCGGAUCCUCCAUCUACACUUCAAGCAUUCCGUCCGUCGUCCAGAAAUUUGGGGUCAGCGAGAUAGCUGCGUCGUUGGGGCUGUCCCUAUACGUCCUCGCAUACAGCAUCGGGCCCCUGAUAUGGACUCCGCUUUCCGAGAUCCCGGCUGUUGGACGAAACCCGCAGUAUAUCAUUACAUAUAUGCUUUUUGUGGUCCUGUGCGUUCCCACAGCGCUGGUCGACAAUUUCGCGGGGUUGCUCGUGUUGAGAUUUUUGUUGGGGCUCAUGUGCAGUCCGUGUUUGGCGACUGCUGGGGCGAGCUAUGCGGACUUCUUUGGGGCACGAGUACUGCCAUAUGUCAUUGCGUUGUGGGGUGGUGGUGCAACGCUUGGCCCUGCUCUGGGCCCACUGGUUGGUGGCUUUGCAGUACAAGAAGAGAACUGGCGAUGGCCUGCCUGGGAGCUUCUGUGGCUGGCAGGCCCGACCUGUAUUGCUAUGUUCCUCUCUCUGCCCGAAACAUCAACCGAUGCGAUUCUUCAUCAUCGCGCCAAACGACUUCGACGAGCUACUGGUCGUGAAAUGUUCAAGUCACGCUCCGAGAUCAGACAGGCGCAGAUGAGACCUGGGCAGAUCGCUUUCGACGCGCUGAUAAAGCCAUGGGAGAUAAAUGCGUUGGAUCCGGCGCUGCUCUUUACGACGGUAUACAUCGCUAUCACGUACGGGAUAUACUACUCGUUUUUUGAGUCAUUUCCAAUAGUAUUCCAGGGGGUAUAUGGAUUCGACCUUGGCGAGCUUGGACUCGCAUUUCUCGCUGUUCUGGCAGGCCUCCUCACGGCUAUGGUGGCGUAUAUGGCAUACUUCUAUUUCGUGGCUGACCCAAGGUUUGCAAAGAUGGAGCCGGGGUCCAUCACCCCGGAGAUGCGCCUAGUUCCAGGUCUCUUCGCGUCCUUUUGCAUUCCGGUCGGGCUGUUUCUCUUCGCUUGGACCGCGCGUCCUUCUAUCCAUUGGCUUGUCAGUCUUCUCGGCGUCGCUAUCAGCAUGUUCGGCAUCUUCAUCAUCACCCAAUGCAUCUUCAUCUACCUCCCGUUCACAUACGCGCAAUACACCGGCUCCCUUUUCGCGGCUAACGGGUUCGCGCGCGGCGCCUUCGCAUCGGGCGCAAUUCUCUUUGCUAGGCCGAUGUUCGAUACAUUGGGUGUGGACGGUGGCGUUUCGUUGCUAGCCGGGUUGACCGUGCUCUGUGUGGUUGGCAUUUAUCUGAUCUAUUUCUAUGGAGCAACAUUGCGGAAGAAGAGUCGAUUUGCGGUAUCGUGGUAG
This is a messenger RNA of Trematosphaeria pertusa, 1590 nucleotides long. Its product is annotated as MFS general substrate transporter. The record is from RefSeq and is a predicted model, not a curated record. Gene Ontology annotation, molecular function: fluconazole transmembrane transporter activity. The transcript has 3 exons. Gene Ontology annotation, biological process: xenobiotic detoxification by transmembrane export across the plasma membrane. Lineage: Eukaryota; Fungi; Ascomycota; Dothideomycetes; Pleosporales; Trematosphaeriaceae. The coding region runs from base 1 to 1590 and encodes 529 amino acids.